Molecule: messenger RNA, 3631 nt
Organism: Ananas comosus (pineapple)
Lineage: Eukaryota; Viridiplantae; Streptophyta; Magnoliopsida; Poales; Bromeliaceae
Product: thaumatin-like protein 1
Exons: 2
Coding region: 2570-3631 (353 amino acids)
Biological process (GO): defense response
Cellular component (GO): extracellular region
Source: RefSeq, a predicted model, not a curated record
UUCUGAUUUUUUUAGGCAUUUUGAUACAGUGGUAAAGUGUAGGAUUAAAAUUGAUGUGACUGUUUUAUUUAAAGGAAUAAUUGAAAUAUGGGACCGCAGUGAAAGAUUUUAUUUUUGUUUUUCUCUUUUUGGGAAUUUAGUCAAAAAAGUAUAUAGUAGUUCUACUUGGGGAUAAGUUUAAUUACUAUACCAAAGCCCUGUCAAAAAUCAAAAUAUUCAACUUCUCAUUUUCCAAAUCAAAAUUUGAGGCGAGUUCGCAUAAAUUCUCCAAUACACUUCCUCAAUUUCCUCUCUACUUAAAAAUUGACUAAAUGGAAUUGUUGAAUUCCUUUAAAACACGCGUAAGGGAAUAUGACAUGAAAAAGAAUUUAAAAAAGAAAAAAAAGGGGUGGUUGACAUUCACACAAUACAAAUAACCAAAAACCGCGUGUUACCUGGGAAUGCAUUAAGAAAAAGAGAAAAGUGUUCCUCAAAAGUCCUCUUGACAACCUUAUCUCAAAGUGCUUAUCUACUCAAAAAGCAUGAUCUCACCAAUGACAAAAUCAAAUUAUUUAAAAGGUAAUUAAAUUUACUAGUGGUUUUGUUAGAUUUGGUAGUGUAUACCAGGUCUUUAGCAAAUAAAAACUACAGUCGAGGGGCCUCCGUAACAUUUGUCGCCUAAAUUGUGUUACUGUUAGUUCAAUUCAUACCCACCAGUGAGAUGCUGCUACUAAUUAUUGGAACACCAGUAGCAGCAGCCACAAGUUAAAAAGGGGGAGAUCUCUUUUCCCUUUGGUAAAGUAAAUAGUGGCUUCGCUGUUGCGCGAAGCACUUGCAACUAAAAAGGUGCUUCUUACAUAGGUACUCAAUAUUCAAUAUUUGGUAGUGAGAGUGUGCUUCGCCCCACACGCACGCGCGCACACACACACACACCCCUCCAAGUGGCUACUAGUAGAAGUGGUGGUGUUGUUGUAUGUUGACAUGCGAAUCGAUAUUUGUUUUGAGUCUCUUGGAACCACUCAAUGACUUGGAGCAUGUGGCUAUGGCUAACUCAGUCACAUGUCAACCAAUCCAACGAACGGAUGGUCGCUAUGCAAGGUAGAGAAACUAGUGCCUGUUCUUCUUAAUGCUUUUGCUUUUGAUUACAGUUAUCUUUAAUAAUAUGUUCUUUUAAUUUAAAAAGCUUGGACAGUUUUGCUGUAGUAGUAAGCAGGUUGUAGUUUUGUCACUUUUGUGUUCCAAAAAAAAAAAAGCAACGGUAACUUUGAGCUUCUGUAUCUACUGUAGAGAUAAGUUGUUAGUAGUAGAGCUUGAUAUAAUACUUCUUAUAAUAGCAUUUCUCAUACAACAUCAUCAAGCAAUUAAUAGUGUGUCCUAUAGCAAGAUCAAACUAGACCCAUUAACAUUUGAUAUUAUUUCAAUCGCUUUAUUUUAGUGCGACAUGGUACUAGCAAGUUGCCCUAUAUAGCAGUAUAUAUUGAGAGUUUGGAUACUAAGUUUCGAAUGGUAACCUAAGGGUCCAGUAUUAUUAUCUGGACCCUUAUUUGCUCAGAAAUAUAUCAAUUUGGACAUUUGCUAAGCAAGAAGUACCUAUCCAGGCCUUCAAAAGUAGAAUCUUCAGCUUGAGUAUAUUGUAAGUUGAUGAAGCUUAGUAAUUAAACUUGUAGAUCAACUUCUCUACUGUAAAGAGUAAAAUAACAAUAAUAAUAAUAAUAAAUAAUUUACAAACUAAAAGUCUAAAAUUUUUUGGUAUCACAGAAAAUGAGAAAAGAGUCCCCAAAAGCAGUUUAAGUUUUAACUUGAUGGGGCUAUCAAAAUUUUACUGCAGCUAGUAAGAAUCCUCCAUAGCUCAAAAGAGUCACAAAAGCUGCUUCUUUGAGAAUCUCAGUAUGCAGUGGAUGGUUUGGUAACCAACAUAAAUGACUUGGGUUUGCUUUAUUUAAUUAAUUAAUGGAGACUCACUUAACAACUAGCUACUAUUAAAGUAUCCAUCUCCUAAAGAGUGCCCAGCAUUGCACAUGAAGAUAAAGCACAACUGUAACAGAAAAGGUAAUGCAACCCACUUACACAUAACCAUUAAAUUAAUUAAUUAGAACUAAGCAAUAAAAAUAAUAGUAGGGUAUUAUUAUUGGUGGGUGUGAAUUAUUAAGGUAAGGUAACCACCCCCCCCACCAUGUGAAUAAUGACAAUGUCAAACACCAAACACACCCCCAUGUUUAUGGUCUUCGCACGCAAAGUCCACUCCAUACACUUACUCAAUUCUCUUUUCCUCCACACUACCAAAACGUGCACUUAAUUGACACCUAAAGCCUUUGAUAAAGUCAUCUGAACAACAGCUAUACUCGUUUCCUCUCAAAGCCUUGAAUCUUAGUUACUUCAUCAACUUGUUCUCUAUUUGGUCUAAGACUCGAAAUUAAGAUUAUUUUUGAAUCGUUAUCUAUCUAAUAUGAAUUAUUUAUCUGUUAUUAAGUUGUCUCUCGUGUUGUCUCCAUAAUACGACAACGAUCGAUGAUGUGGAAGUGUGACAUGUUGUAUUUUGAUGGCAUUAAUUGAUCAAUGUGGCACAAUGUUCAUGUGUUAGGGCCAACCCAUGUUUGAGAAGAUAAUCAUGAAGAUAAUUUUUUUUUUUUUUUUAAGGUAUGUGAGAAAAGAUGUAGAUUUAUCUAAAAAUAGAGAGAGAGAGAGAGAGAGAGAGAGAGAGAGAGUACAAGUGUGUGGGGGGCGUUAUCUAGUGGUCACCUUUUUCCAUCUCAUCUUUUUUAUUCUUUUUGCAUUAAAAUGUGAGGGGAGGGGGUUAGUUUGCUUGCAAACAAAACAAACUCGUGAGCCGAAAAAGAACCUGAUCCACGCCCCUUUCCUUCGAGGUGGAGAAAUCAACUACCACUUCCCAGACGGAGAGAGAGAGAGAGGUUUCCAUACUCUUCGUCUUUUUCUUUUUUUUUUUCUUAUCUUACUCUCAGGUUCGAAUGCGGCGACUAUAACCAUAACUAGCCAGUGCAAUUACACGAUCUGGCCCGUGAUCUGGUCGAAUCCGGGUUCGCCCGGUUUCCCCAACAUGUUCACAAGCAUCAAACUCCGCACAACCGAGUCCAAACACUUUAACAUCCCACACGGGUCGGGCUGGAUCUGGGCCCGGACCCACUGCACCAACUUCGGUAAUUCGUCGAGCACAUUUGUCUGCGCCACAGGCAACUGCCGCACCGGAGCAUUCUCCUGCGGCACAGGCCUGUCGCCGCCCAUCACCUUUGUUGAGCUCAAUAUUGGACCGUCCGGCAAACCUAACGGCGACGCGUACCAAGUCAGCGUCGCCGCGGGGUUCAACGUGCCGGUUGACGUCACCCCGCGAUAUGGACCGGAUUGUAGUAAUGCCGCGUGUGCGACGGACAUCAAUGCGGUGUGCCCGCCGGAGUUACGGGUGGUGAGGCGGGCCGGAGGGCCCACGAUCAGGUGCAUGAGCGGGUGCCAGGCCUUGGGGGACGAGGCCGACUGUUGCCUGGGCCGGUAUUGGGGGCCCGAUAAAUGCAGGCCCACUAAGUUUGCACUCAUGCUCAAGAGCCUGUGUCCCUCGGCCAAGAGCUUCGUUUACGAGAAUGCUUUUCGUUACUGCAGUGGGGGUUGGGAAUAUCUCGUGACAUUUUGUCCUGAAUAUUAG